This is a messenger RNA of Rattus norvegicus (Norway rat), 2974 nucleotides long. It is a transcript of the gene Pggt1b, whose product is annotated as protein geranylgeranyltransferase type I subunit beta. The record is from RefSeq and is a predicted model, not a curated record. Gene Ontology annotation, molecular function: CAAX-protein geranylgeranyltransferase activity; catalytic activity; protein prenyltransferase activity. NCBI's taxonomy places the organism in Eukaryota, Metazoa, Chordata, Mammalia, Rodentia, Muridae. Gene Ontology annotation, cellular component: CAAX-protein geranylgeranyltransferase complex.
CCAGCGCUGCCUCCAGGUCUUGCCGGAGCGGUAUUCUUCGCUGGAGACCAGCAGGACAGCAUUGCACUAGAACCUGUGGUGGCAGCUGCCAUAUACAAGGCAUUAACAAGCCUUGUCAAGCAAUGUGAGGCUGACAAUUGCAUUUUUUGCACUCUCUGGGCUGGAUAUGUUGGACUCCUUGGAUGUGGUGAACAAAGACGAUAUAAUAGAGUGGAUUUAUUCCUUGCAGGUUCUUCCCACAGAAGACAGGUCAAAUCUGGAUCGCUGUGGUUUCCGAGGUUCUUCAUAUUUGGGUAUUCCAUUCAACCCAUCAAAGAAUCCAGGCACAGCUCAUCCUUAUGACAGUGGACACAUAGCGAUGACUUACACUGGUCUUUCCUGUUUAAUUAUUCUUGGAGAUGAUUUAAGCCGAGUAGAUAAAGAAGCUUGCUUAGCAGGCUUGAGAGCACUUCAGCUGGAAGAUGGGAGCUUCUGUGCUGUUCCUGAAGGCAGUGAGAAUGACAUGAGGUUUGUGUACUGUGCUUCCUGCAUUUGCUAUAUGCUCAACAACUGGUCAGGCAUGGAUAUGAAGAAAGCCAUCAGCUACAUUAGAAGAAGUAUGUCCUAUGACAAUGGCCUGGCACAGGGGGCAGGACUUGAGUCUCAUGGAGGAUCCACCUUUUGUGGCAUUGCGUCACUGUGCCUGAUGGGUAAACUGGAAGAAGUUUUUUCAGAGAAAGAACUGAACCGGAUAAAGAGGUGGUGCAUAAUGAGGCAGCAGAACGGGUACCACGGAAGACCUAACAAGCCUGUCGACACCUGUUACUCUUUCUGGGUGGGAGCAACACUAAAGCUUUUGAAAAUUUUCCAGUACACUAACUUUGAGAAGAAUAGGAAUUACAUCUUAUCAACUCAGGAUCGCCUUGUUGGGGGAUUUGCUAAAUGGCCAGACAGUCAUCCAGAUGCUUUGCAUGCGUACUUCGGGAUCUGUGGCCUGUCACUAAUGGAGGAGAGUGGAAUUUGUAAAGUUCAUCCUGCUCUGAAUGUAAGCACACGAACUUCUGAGCGCCUCCGAGAUCUCCAUCAAAGCUGGAAGACCAAGGACUCUAAACAGUGCUCAGACAAUGUCCAUAUUUCCAGUUGACUAACCCUGGGGUAAAGGGUGUGUAGCAUACGUGUAGCUCAAGGUUAAAAGCCAUGUGUAACCAAGUGUGCUCUUCUUUAAGGGUUAGUCGUAAAAGUCAGAAGCGUGUACUGCUAGUUCUUCAGGAUAUGCUCUUAGGCCAGUGACCACUGUCAUGGAUUUCAAGAAAAUCCUUGUUGACGUGUGGACAUCAGCAGAACUCUGGUAUGGUUCUUAACUGUUACACUGUGUUUCUGAGACCUUUCAUGGGGCAGAUAUGUUUGUAGGUUAUCUUCUUAAAACCCUCAGUACAAGUUCUGGCUUACAAAAUGUACGUAAACCUUCAAAACAAGUUUACACUCCAUAUGGCAUUGAUAAUCUUCAGGUGAGCAUUUAACGAUCACUUAAAAAUCGCUACUGCUGAUGGGAAGAAAUUUGUUUAUUGAAUUAAGUAUCUGGGAUUAUUCUUUAAAAAUUGAUAGUCUCAUAAUUCUCUUAAAGAAUAACGUAUUUUGCGUUAUUCUUAAGGUGUGCCAACUAGACUUGUGUAACCUAUACAGAUAAAAAUUAAAAGUUCAUAUAAGAAAAAUGUAGGCUUAACUAGUACUAUAGUUUUGUAAAGGGAGAGUAUUACCUAAUUGAGGGAGAAGUAAUUGAACUGUUUAAUUAUGAAUGAAAAAGUUAUGUGUCUUUAUUAUAGAUUCCUUAGGGGAAUACCUGAUGUGUUUUGUUUUAAUCCCAAAUCAUUGACUGCCAUUUGUCUGGGGCAAAGGAAGAAACAAUCUUUGCUAACUAGAGAAAAGACAUUCAGUGUUUUAUUCUUCUGAGAAACUAUAAAUUAUACUUGUAUGACUAUCACCAAGUUCUUUUUAGUUGCUUAGAUUUUUUUUUUCCGGUGUUUUGUGGUUACUAUAGUUAAUGGCUUUAUCUUCCACCUACCAGGUUGAGCAUCCUUAAUCCAAAAUCCACUCUCUGGGUCAGGCAUAGUGGCACAUGCCUUUAGUCCCGUACUCAGGAGGCAGAGGCAACCAGAUCUCUUUGAGAUCAAAGCCAGUCUGGUCUAAGAGUGAGCCAGUCAGAGCUAUAUGAUAAAACCCAGUCUCAAAAAACAAAACAAAACAACAACAAAAAUAAUAAUAAAAUCGAGUAUCUGAAAUGCCCUGGAAUCUAAAUUUUUUAACCGACAGCAUGACACAAUUGGAAAAUCUCACUCUUUAUGUUGAAGGUCACAGGUAAAUUUCAGAGACACUGUAAAUAGUGUAUAAAACCACUUGAAACUACUGAAGAAAGUGUAUGAAAUAAUGCAUUCUGUAUUUAGACCAGGUCGAACCCCAGUCACAAGGUAAAGUGUAUAUGCAAAAUCUGAAAGCAAAAUCUAAAACUGGAAACAUUACUUUUGAUCCCAAGCAUUUUGGAUAAUGAUACUCAACCUGUAAAUACUUUUCUAAUGUUUUUAAGUUUGGUAAAUCUUAAACAGAACCACUGAAGUAUAAAUAGUCAUUUAUAUUUUUAUAUUUUUGGCUAAGCGGGAGGGAAAUACAUUCAUUUAGAGGGAUAAACUAGGGUUUUACUUACUUGUCAUCUUGUUUUAUUGUCUUAAUUCUAUGAACUAACAACCAAAUGGAGAUGGUGUAAGAAUCCUUUGUUAGCAAUCAACAUGCUACAUUAAAUUACAUCUAUGACUUGGUGACAAGAAGGACAUUUCUUCAGUAGAGGAAACGGGUGUGUUAGUUUUGGUAGUAAUAAGAGUUGUAUUAUUAAUCAACAGGCAUCAUUGUAAAAGCUAAAUUACUAGUGUCCCUCGAUAGACAAUAGCAUUUUCAUUUAUUUUCUGAAUUAAAGAUUCCUACAUAACAGUUCUUCUAAAGGAAA